This is a messenger RNA of Candida albicans SC5314, 1680 nucleotides long. It is a transcript of the gene MID1, whose product is annotated as Mid1p. Lineage: Eukaryota; Fungi; Ascomycota; Pichiomycetes; Serinales; Debaryomycetaceae. The transcript has a single exon. Gene Ontology annotation, molecular function: calcium channel activity. Gene Ontology annotation, biological process: calcium ion import across plasma membrane. The coding region runs from base 1 to 1680 and encodes 559 amino acids. The record is from RefSeq and is a predicted model, not a curated record.
AUGAUACCACCUUUUAUUCUACUACUAUUUCUAAUAAUGAACUCAUCAUAUUGUGAACCUUUUGAAUUUGAUUUUUUUCAAAACUUAGAUCCAUCUACAAAUCUCACCGAAAUCAUUAAUAAUAAUAAUAAUAACAGCAUCAGCAACAAUGUAUUUAAAGUUCAAAACUUUGAUUCCAAAUCAUCAUCUUCUUCAUCUAGCUCAUCUUCUUCAGGUGAAGGAUUACAAGAAUUUACACCAAUAAGAGACACAAUCCUUCAAUCAGAAACAAAAUAUUAUUCAUUUAGUGUUAAUACAAAAUCGGGGAUUGGAGAUUUUUAUGAACUUUUAAUUUUUUUAAGUGGGAAUAUUUGUACUCAACCACUGAAUUUAUUAGAAAAUGAUACUUCAUUAGCAGUUUAUUAUUCAUUUAAUUCAACCAUGUUUACUAAUAAUGAAAUUGGACAAAUGCAAUUAUUCAAAGAUGGAUUUUUCCAAGGAUUAGCUGAUUUACCAUUAACCGAGACCACCACCACCACCAACAAUGAUACCACUACCACGACAGUGCCAGAGAAAAUCUUGUAUAUUGCUGUUAGAGCACCGGAAAAUACUAAUCGUACAGCACAAUGGACAUAUCAAAUUGGGGUAUCACAACAUGAUUUAGUUUUCCAAUGGGAUGAUCGAUCAUGGGGGUCAAUUGUCGAUGUUGAUGAUAAUAGUGCAUUAAUAGUGACGGGGAAUCUUACGAAAUUAUCACUGGGGAAUUAUCUGGAUUUAAAUGCCACAAAUUCUCAAUUUUCAUUAUAUUUAUAUUCUUAUGAUAAUAAAGAUUAUUUCCAAGGAAUGAAUAAUAGUUGGUGUGCUGUACGUAGUGGACCUGUUUUAGUUAAACCAGAAGAGAUUGAAACAAAAUUUAUUGCUCGUCAUGGUAGUAUACAACAACAAUUUAUGGUUAACAAUUUAAAUGCUAGUACAAAAUAUAUUGCUUAUAUUGUUAUGGAUUUUGAAGGGGUAGAAUAUGGUGGUGCUGUACUUCGACCGUUUGAAUUUGAAACUAUGGAUGGAACUGCUUGUGAAUUGAUUUAUGAUUUGGAAUUUUGUGAUCAAGUGGCUUAUAGUGUUCCUGCCAUUGGUAAUUCCCUGUUAUUAGCUUCAAGUAUUGCUGGUGCUGAUAAUAAAACAUUAACAAAAAAAUUAUAUGAUGAUUAUGCUAAAUCAUUAUAUACAAAUUUUCUGAAAGGUUUACAACAAAUUGCUUGUGAUACGGUCCCUGAAGCCAUCUAUUCAAAUUUGAAAAGUUGUCAAGAUUGUGCUCAAAGUUAUAAAAAUUGGUUAUGUGCCGUUACUAUACCUCGAUGUUCUACAAAAAAUUUCACGGGUUAUAUCCAUCGAAAUGAAACAAAUCAAAGAAAUGAAUUUUUAGCUGAUGUUAUUCAACCAAAUCAAGAUUAUUAUGAAGUAUUACCUUGUGUUAAUGUUUGUCAAGCAAUUGUAAGAGAUUGUCCAGCAAAUUUUGGAUUUUUAUGUCCCACGAAAAAUGAUUCAAUUAAAUUGAGUUAUUAUUGGGAUGUUCAUGUAUCUGAUCAAUGGCCAAGUUGUAAUUAUCUUGGACCAUUAAAAAGUAGUAAAAGUGGUGCCAUAAAAUUGAUAAUCAAUUGGACAAUCGUUGUGGUAUCCUUUACUUUAAUGGUUGUCAUAUAG